Molecule: messenger RNA, 4851 nt
Organism: Mizuhopecten yessoensis (Yesso scallop)
Lineage: Eukaryota; Metazoa; Mollusca; Bivalvia; Pectinida; Pectinidae
Product: sodium- and chloride-dependent GABA transporter 1-like
Exons: 13
Coding region: 126-2201 (691 amino acids)
Biological process (GO): sodium ion transmembrane transport
Cellular component (GO): membrane
Source: RefSeq, a predicted model, not a curated record
CUGGCGUAUUCUUCAAUCCGGCUUGUUCUAAAAUCUGCGCUCAGAGGAACAACACCUUAAAUACAAAAGUAUAUUAAAAUACAUGUAUAAAACCAGCCCUUAUAAUAUCUACUGGUAAUUCAACAAUGAAGGCUAUCAUGUAUCCUAAUCUAAACGAUAGUGCCGAAGGAGAAAGAGAGACGGACUAUAUUUUCCCGAAAGGUCCAGGAUCUGGUGCACACAUGGCUAAUGAAGUGACCGUUGUAUCUGUGUCUGAAGUAAACGAGUUUGCAUGCAGUCUUCCAGAAAAGUGCUCCGAGGGAAGCAAUGACAGCACAAGCACGAGCACCGGAAGCGGAAAUGAGGAGGAAAGAGCCACCUGGGGUGGAAAACUCGAGUUCCUGCUCACGUGCAUCUGCUAUGCGGUCGGAUUGGGAAAUGUUUGGCGAUUUCCGUACCUGUGUUAUAAAAAUGGCGGCGGCGCAUUUUUGGUGCCCUACACUAUUAUGUUGGGUAUAGUCGGUCUACCUCUGUUCUUCCUUGAGUUGGGCAUUGGCCAGUACGCAAGUUUGGGGCCUAUCUCUGUCUGGAAGAUGAAUCCCUUGCUGAAAGGUUUAGGUUACGCUUCGGUGAUUGUCUCAUGGUUGAUUGGAUUGUACUACAAUGUGAUCAUCUCGCACGUGCUGUUCUACCUGUACUCGUCCUUCACCGACAAAUUACCGUGGCAAUCGUGUGAUAACGACUGGAACACUCCGAACUGCAUCACGUUCGAGCAGCAUUUAAAUGGUUCUGUAAACCACACCGCUCACUCCAAUGUCAGCAAAACGCCUAGCGAGGAAUAUUACAGAAAUUACGUCCUUGGGCAGACGGAUUCCAUUGACGAUAUAGGAAAGAUAGAAUGGCAUCUUGCCUUGACGCUUCUUCUUGCCUGGGUGAUCGUAUGCCUCGUACUACUAAGAGGAAUCCAGUCUCUAGGAAAGGUUGUCUAUUUCACAGCCAUCUUCCCUUAUAUAAUGCUGACCAUCCUGUUUAUCCGCGGUGUCACCUUACCUGGUGCGGCUGAUGGACUGAUGUAUUACUUCAAGCCAGACUUCAACAAGCUGCUGGAGACCAGGGUGUGGAGUGAUGCCGCCACCCAGAUCUUCUACUCACUCAGCGCAUGCUCCGGAGGUCUGAUUGCCAUGUCCAGUUACAAUAAGUUCAACAACAACUUUUACAGGGAUUCACUCAUCGUCACCUUCAUCAACUGUGGUACCAGCAUAUUCGCUGGAAUGGUCAUUUUCGCCGUCCUCGGUUUCAUGGCACAGGAAAAAGGAGUGGACAUUUCGAAAGUUGCUGACGGAGGUCCCGGACUUGCUUUUGUGGUUUACCCAGAAGCCCUUGCACGUAUGCCUGUUGCCCCACUCUGGUCUGUGUUUUUCUUCAUCAUGAUGGCUACUCUUGGAUUUGGCUCUGAGUUCUCCUACGUUGAAUGCGUGUUCAGUGCUCUGGCUGACGAGUUCCCCAUCCUGCGUGAACGCCGUAACAACAUCAUCUUCAGAGUAGUCGGAUGUAUCAUCUGUUUCUUCCUCGGUCUCCCAAUGGUCUGCAGUGGAGGUAUCUGGCUGCUGAACCUCGUUGAUUACAGUGUCGGUGGAUUCCCCUUGUUAGUUGUUGGUAUUAUGGAACUCAUCGCUGUUGCUUGGAUUUAUGGUUAUGAUAACUUCUCGGACAAUAUUUACACUAUGCUGGGAAAAAGACCAAGCAUAUAUUGGAAAAUCUGUUGGAAAUAUGUUUCACCUGGUGUUAUUGGUGUCACCAUCAUCCUAAACAUUGUGAUGUAUAGUCCACCUAGCAUGGACGAACAAUUGUACCCCUCAUGGGCCAACGCUCUCGCCUGGUUGAUCGCUCUUUUCCCAAUUAUUGCAAUCCCCGCUUUGUUCCUGCACAAAUACUGCAUUGAGGGUGGAUUUGAGUUAAUGAAAGCAAGUAUGAAACCUGAUCCAACCUUUGGACCCGUUAUUCAAUACCCCAACGUAGACGACUCAUUUCCAAAUGUGGGAAAUAUUCAUGGUGGUGGCUACAAUCAGGCAUUUGCAAAAUCUAUGGGAAGUUCUAUAUCAACAAGUACAAAACUCACGGACGUUACCAAUCUUAAUUUUACACCAGCGUCGUCUGUCAUAACUGUUUCAAAGCUGCCAAAAUCGUCAACAGAAAAAGUACCAAACGAAUCUCGUCUAUAGUUUUAUUUAAAGUGUUUAUUCCACAUGCUUGAAUGUUCAAUGAAUGUAUACGGAAGUGAGCGAGUGUGAUCGAGAAUCAUAUCAUUUUUCAUCAACAUUAAUUAACGACAUGAUAUAUGACAUGAAAUUGACAUGGCCUAUAUCAAUUUUUAUUUAUUUCUCGAAACACGAUAACAAAAACAUUUGCAAUUUGCUUUUUUGAUGAGACACAAAACACAGGUUUUGAAAGAAGAAAAAUCAUCGAUUUUCCAAAAAACUUACUAUUUCUUUGGAUCAUAGAAUUUGACAGGUGUGUUCUUAUUGUGUCAUAUAUCAAGUAAUUAACAAAUUAAAUUGUGAUAAAUAACCAUUGUACAAAUUAUUGACGAAUGAUUGUGAUAUUCCCAAAAAUUGUUCCAAUUUAUUUUAUAUUUUAAUUCGUUUGUUUUUGUUAGUCUAGCAUAUAUUUUUGGCUUUCACCAAAUGUUAUCUUACUACGAAUCUUCAAAAAUGUUGUCUUACUACGAAUCUUCAAAAAUGCUACCUUACAACGCGUUGCUAAUACCCUUACUCAUGUCGGUUGGGAUAUUGAAUUUAUAUAAUAUGAUUAAACUUAUCGAACUGUACGACGCCAAGUCUUGCAAACAGCAUUAAGCUGCCAGAUACCUUCCCGAUGUUGCUGAAGCAAUGACGACACUAGUCAAAUUUUCUUGCAUCAAUAUGGAGGUGAAUGAACUAUUUUAGUUUGAUUGUACGGAGUUAUUCUAAGUUUAAGUCUUCCUGUGAGAUUUUAACUUAUAGUAACACUGUUUCACAAAACUAUUUGUAUCUUAAGGAAUUUGUAUAUUUUGUGGCAAUGUGCAAACAUGAUUCUUUAUCAAAGGUGCUUUACUAUAUUAUUUUUGUUUGAUUCUUUUUUUCAUCUUUUUCUGACAAUGACAUGACUUAACUUUAAUCUUAACAAAUUUUAGAUGAACUAUUCGAAAUACAUGCUGUUGUUUAUAACUUGUUUUUGAAAACGCAAGUUUAUGGUAGAAAACUAAUGUAGUGGCAAGUUUAACUAAGAACAGUUUAAUUAUUUUAAGAUCGUUUGUUUUUGUCAUUGUAAAUACCCAACAUCGUGUUCAAAUAUUUGUCUAUUUCUCUUCACUCUUUCUCUUUAACUGAUCAUGUCCACGUUAUCGGUGUGUAAUGGUAUUUGACCAUUGUCUUUCAGUUUUUAAUAAUGUUGACGCAUGCGCACUGCAGUGUCUUGAACGAAUGUGUCUUAUACGCUUGCGGCUUUAUUGUUGUUUCAUAUACAUGUACUACUUAAAACCCAUUCUGCUGUGUUCGUAAGUUCUAAAUGGAACAAGUUUACAACGCUUAAACAGUGUUUAACUAAACUGAUCUGCUUUCUGUGAUCAGGAUCUAGUACCACCAACAUGAAGUUGACACAAGAUUAGUUUGGGCAUAAGUUUUUGUACUAAAAACCCCGAUGAGAGGAAAUAAUCUUCUUUUAUUGUUAAACUUGACGUUUGUAUAUAUCAGUGCAUUGUUUGCAAUGAAAGACGUAAAUGAUGAGUGUUGCUCAGGAGUGUGUUUGAAUCUAUAGGUGUAACUGGACCCGACAUCUCAGAUUUUCUAUCCCAAAUGUUUUUGUUUGCCUCAAGAUUCGUUAUUCAAUUCAUUUUCAAUUUUAAUAUUUGAAUAGUCAAUAUACUAAAAAUAAGAUUUCCCGUUACCUUUCAAAAUUUAUUUUGAAGCAAAAUGAAGAUCAUGGUCAAUUCAUUAUAUGAGACAUUUGAAGAGAACCAAAAAUAGUUAUGGACGCCCUUGAAGAAGGCCAUGAGGCUCAACUAUUGGGACUGAGAAUAUCAUUUUAUAUAAAAAAUAAUAAUAAAUUGUUUAUUAAUAUUUCCGUUUAGCAAACACUUGAUUUGGAAAGUGGAGAUUUGUAACUGAGGAGUUAGGGACAGGUCGAGUGUAAGUGAGAGAAAAAGAGUCGGCUGCAUGCUGAAUAAACGACGACUUGGAUGCAUAAUGAGAUGUGAUAAAUUAUUUUGUAAUUAUGUAAUUAUGUAAAUGAACAGUUACAUAGACAGCACAUUACACUUGCCAUGAUUCAAUGUCAUAUAACACGUUUAUACUUGCCUAAAAGUACUUAAUGACACAUUUCAAAGGCUAUUGAAAAGAUAACUUUAUAAUAAUAAGUUCUAUCAGUUUUAUGCAAAAUAUAUACGACUUAUGAUUGAAAAUUCCAUCAUAUUUCUUAUUUUAAUAAUUACAAUUAAUUGAUAAAUUUGUACGAAACGCCCAUAUGGUGCACUAAAGAUUUAUCUUUUUUGACUUUCUGCAUUAACUUACUCAAAUUUUCAAUACAUGCUUCCUGCUUUGUAUUUCUAAGGUUUUUUUGACAAGUACAUCUAGAAAUAUAAUCAUUUAAUAAUCAACCUUUAUUUCAUUUCCAAGUUACUGCUGUACUUGACCAGCGGCCUCUAACGUCGAUGAAUAUACAGUGACGUCAUUGACUAUCACUGUAACAUCCACCAGUUAAUUUACUGUGACGUCAGAGAAGUAUACGUGUUAAACUCUCAGACAUCAGGGGUGACGUUGUGUGCUUAUCUACCACAUGUAUAUUUUUGUAUUGCUGCAGUACGAUACGACAAACAAAUAAACUUGUUAAAAUUAA